Ruditapes philippinarum (Manila clam) is the source of this 827-nucleotide messenger RNA. RefSeq lists its product as uncharacterized. Lineage: Eukaryota; Metazoa; Mollusca; Bivalvia; Venerida; Veneridae. The coding region runs from base 169 to 672 and encodes 167 amino acids. The transcript is spliced from 2 exons. The record is from RefSeq and is a predicted model, not a curated record.
AAUAAACUUAUACAUGAAAAUUCAUACAGAUAUACAAUACGAUUUAGAUUGCAAAGAUCAGAAAAUACCACAGAGCUUGACGCCCUUUGAUUUACUAAAGUAAGUGUAGGAAAAAAUUUAGUGGUGUAAAAUUUUUCUAAAAUUUAGUAGUGUUCGUUUACAACACGCAUGCGCUGUGAAUUUGGAAAAAUAGUAUGGCGGAAACUAGUCCAGGAUAAUAUUUUCUCAAAAUUUGAAGAAAUUGCGAUAUUGAUAGAGUAUCAGGAUGGCACAUCAACUUCAGUUAGAGAAGGAAAAAUACAGACAGUGGGUAAAGGCUGGUUUAGGACUUGGAUAUUUAAAAGGAGGGACUGGCACCAUUCUGUAAAUGAUAUAGCUGACCAACAACAUAAGGAUAUCUUACAAAACAUUCGGUCUACAAAAUCACUACCAUCAACUGUGACAUGUGGGGGAUGUCAAGUUGAAACUCUCAAGCCAGACCAUAAGCCAGUACCUGGGAAUGCUGGAAACAAAGUCUGUCCUCUUGGGCAAGUAAAAUGCAGCUGUUGCUUUAAGGGAAAAAUUGCUUGUCCGAACAACAUAUGUGGCGCCAUCUAUGACUAUAUUGUGCAGCAUCAUGCCUCUACGCCACCUGUGCCAGACUGGAAAAACAGUGAUGCUCGAAAUUGGUAGACAGACCCGUGGAGCAUUAGCAAAUGUUUUAUAAAUGCUCCUGGGUACAAGGACAAGACAUCAGCAGUCGACACCGAUUGUACUGGGUUACUGCAUGUUAUCACAAAUAACAUAUAUUUUCAUAAUCAUAUUGGAGGGAUUGCUACUGGACCAAA